Pelodiscus sinensis (Chinese soft-shelled turtle) is the source of this 8601-nucleotide messenger RNA. NCBI's taxonomy places the organism in Eukaryota, Metazoa, Chordata, Testudines, Trionychidae. The record is from RefSeq and is a predicted model, not a curated record.
AUCACUCCCUUUGCAGUAGUUUGCCUUGCUGGCAUUUUCUUCUCUUCUGAAGCACACAAGGGAGGCCUCUGCUGGUCGCACAAAGCCGUACGUGGCUCUCAGUGACUUUACUUUCACUUUAUUUAUUUGUCAGUGACCUCCCCUGUUCAUGGAAGCAGGGAGACAACUUUUUCCGUAGCCCCUGUUUUACCUUUUUUCGGACAUAGCCUGGAAGGCGUGUAUCCCAUGGACAAUGCCCUACAGGACAUGUCAGGAGUAGGAGGUCUUGGCUGGAUGUGUCAAAGUCAGACAGGACUCACUCAGAUUUGUCAGACCGCUCUGUUUAUUAGCAAAGCCGCUCUGCUAAUUCACCCAGAAAAAUAUCAGUCUUAUUGUGAUCGACUGCGGCAGGACAUGUAUUUUCUCACAAGCAAUGGCAGACUGAGUGAACAUCUGGUUGAUAAAGUUAUUCUUCAGCUAAACAGAGUUUAUCCUCAGAUUCUCACCAAUAAAGAAGCAGAAAAGUUCAGAAAUCCAAAGGCAUUGCUUCAUAUUCGGCUGUCAGAUCUUAUAAGUCACCUACAAAAGAAAGGAGACAAACACUGUCAAGAAUUUUACAGGGCUUUACAGAUCAAUGCUGAACAACUGUAUAAUGACUUGCCAAGCAGGAAAACCCUGAAAACCUCAGCUUCCACAGGGAUAGACACAGACAAGGAGAAAUAUAUUCUAACUGACAGGGGUCCCAUGUUCUUCCUUGCUUGCUUUAGUGUGGCUGCAGGACUCGCAUUGUUCAUGUACUGCUGUACCCCAGAUCCAAAAGUAAUAGGAGGAGCCAAGAAAGUAUUGGGAUUUUCUCCUAUUAUCAUAGGAAGACAUGUUAGAAAUAUUUGUAUGGUAUAUAUAGAAGACACAUCAAGGAAAAAUUAAGGAAAAACUACUUCUUCAGUCUUCUAUGCAGUAUACCUGCCAAUGGAAAAACAAAUAUAUAUAUAUACACACACUAUAUAUUAUACCAAAGAUAUCAUUAACUGGCUUUAGCAGUAAAUAUGCUGCUUCAAGGUGCUUCCUAAGGGUCAACUAUAUAUGAACUUGGGGAAAUGGAUCAUUUAUUUUUGUAAAUGCUUCUUUUAAAAUAUUUAUCAUUUGGGGUGACUAUUUUUAAUACCUUAAAUGCAUAUCCUAAGCAAUUAUAGCUCAUAAGCCAUGUUUGUGUAUUUGUGUUUUAUACUGGUGUAGAGGAACAGCAUUUUAAAGGAUGUAAUUCUAUUUUUUACUGAUUCAUUUAAGAAUGACACUUAAAAAAACUAGAGCAACCCAAAGCCUUACUAAGAGAUGGACCUAAUCUUUUGUGUCAGGAUUGUUCAUUCCUAUCUGUAUUACUUAUGCUACAUGAGUUCAGAGUUAGAGGCACUAUCAAUGUUCCCUCUAAUCUUUUCCAUUCAUAUGUGGAUAUUUUCCAUUCAGGUGCAGAAUACAUUUUAUGUGCAAUGAGGCAUGUGCAAAUGUGCACCACAAACAGAAACACAAACCUGGCUGUGGGUGCUCUGCUAAUCAGCUGGGUGGCAUGGGAAUGUUUCCUAACUGACCACACAAGUGUACAGCUUCCAGGGAACACUGGUCACUGUCCUACAAGGCUCAGCAGUGAAGGUACGUCUAGACUGCAGUGCUAUUUUGGGAUACUAGUGUUAUCCCAAAAUAGCUAUUCCGCAUCUUUUGAACCAGCCUGUUAUUUCAAAAUAGAUUUCGAAAUAAUGGGCUCGCUAUUCCGACAUACCUGUAACCCUCGUUCCAUAAAAAUUUAGAUUGAAUUAAAAUAUGCAAUUUGUGUAGCUCAGAUGCACCCUGAGUGUAUUCAAACCCUUGCAAGGCUUCCUGACUGCCAUUGCUGGAAACUCUUAGCAUUGUGAUAAUAUAGUGAUGUUGGGUAAGCUUCACACAAUGGCCCAUUGUCUCUGUGGGAUGGCAGAAAUAUAAAGCUUUUGAUACUGUAGGUUUUUCAGAUAUACAUAGUAACUUCUUUCCUUUCCAGGGAAGCUGAUUUAGUUUUGGUAUGGCCAGAAAAUUGAAGUUGUCCAGAAUAUUUGACAGUCACUUGGGAACUAAUCAAAGCCACUUGAUGGGUUUUGUUUAUGGCUGAAAAGAUGUAUUUUAACAUGAAGCGCUGUAAGAUUUUCUAAGGCAGCUUGAUCACACAUUAGAUUGUUUCUUCUGUGGGUAAAAUCCUGAAACAACAAAGAGUUGGUGUAAGGCUAAAGCAUGUGUACAGGAAGUACAGGGAGCCAGGACUGAAAAUAAGAUUGGGGGUUGUUUGAUUGUUUGUUUUGCUUUUUGGUCCCAAUCCUGCUCUCACUGAUGUCAGUACAAGUUUUCUUUCCUCUUAUUCAUUCUCCCCGCAUAUGGUUUUCUUGGUUACAGGUAGUGAUAUUCACAACGGGUGGGUUCUCUCAUGACCUACUCCAAUGUAUAAAAGAAGCUGGAGAGAACCUUCCUCAAAUUGUUUGGUAAAGCAAUCUCUUCUCUAAUCCCAUCUUCAUGAGGAAUGUUUUGCCCAUCUGUUUUUAAUUGAAUGGCUAUGCCUUGAUUUUCCUUCAUAUCCCCAUGGACGCAGUUAAUCACAGUGGGUGAUACACUGCAGUGUUUUUCUGGAAAAAUGGAUGUUUUUCCGGAAAAACUACACUUAUGUCCACACUAUAGUUGCCUUCUUUUGACAGAAAGUUGAAAGAACGCAGGGGUUUUUCCAACAGCAGUAAACCUCUUUCUACGAGGAAGAAGCCUUUUCCCAAAAGAGCUGUUUCAGAAAAAGGCAAGUGUGGAUGGAGAAGAGGGUUUUUUUUAUUUUUUUUCGAAAGAAGAGGCCUCCAGGAAAAAGCAUAGGUGCCUCAGUGGCCACUCCGUCCAUAGUAAUCACAACUUAAAUGUGAGAUAGCAUCCAUUGAAAGGCUAGAAAUGUGAGAUUGCUAAAAGCUUAAAUGCAAGAUAGCUUUUGCUGUGUAGAUGCUCUCUUUUGAAAGAAGUUUUUCCGGAAGAUCUCUUCUGCAAAAGCGUUUUCCAAAAGAAGCUGGCAGUCUAGACAUAGCCAGUAACAGGUACUAGCUUCAUGUGUUGCAGAUUUUCAAGUCUUUCAUGGUUGACUCUCAAGUACCCCAGUCUGGGGCAUGUCUAUGUAGGAAAGUUAUACCAAUGUAAACUACGGUGUGGAUGUAAAUCACUGCAGUUGUGGAAUAAGAGAGGGAUUUAUGGGAUAUUAUCACAUUGGAAACGGUUGAAGCUAAAACAAAUUUAAAAAAUAACAACCUCUACUGGUAUAAGUAUACCAAUAUAACAGGUAAAAGGUCUCAUGUAGAUAGGUCCCAGUCUAUGAAAUCUCCCUCCCGUGGAGAAUAGGUUUCUAGGACUACUCCUGGUAUUGCUUCAUCUUAGGGCAAAACCUGUUUGCACAUCUUGUUUCACCACAUUUAUAGCAUAGUUUUCCCCAAGACCCAUCUUUCUGAAAAAUAGGAUAAGUCUGAGAACCCCUUGCCCUUAUGGCCACCCUAUAAAGGGACCCAGUCUUCCCAAUGUGGAAAUAUGUUUUGUAUUGUCUCCUGGCAUCUCAGGGCCUUUCCACACUGGAAUCUGAUCAGAUUUAGCAACUGCCCCUAAAGGACUCAAUCCUCAGAUACAGACCAGAGGUUACAGAAUGGAAUGAAGUAUAUAAGUCCUGAUAGACAGGGUCCUUGUUAUAGCGCCUCUGGCACUGUCAGCAAGUGUCUCUUCAGGCAUCUUGAUAGGUAGAUGUCCCCAUCACCAUCCAAAGAGUAGUAAAAAGUUGUCCAUAGGUCUUUUCCCUGGGCUGUUUAGUUUUGGACUGUAACCUCCGAUAUUUUGAUUUACACUUUCUCCUCAUUCUAAUCUAAAGUGGACUUUUUUCCACUUAGAACCUAAGCAACACUCCCUUGUGGCAAAGGGCCUGGAUGAAUGGUUUGGCUUAUAUAUAACACCAGUGCACCAGUCAGUCAGGUAAAGACAAAAGGUCCUUUAUUGAUGCUGCCCUGCCCCAGCUUGGGACAGAAAAAGGGCUGGCAUAGCAAUAAUCAACUAACUAACCAGUCAAAACACACCCCAAGAGUUGUCAGCAUUAACAGUUUGAUUAGGCAGAUUUCAGGCAGCACCUAUUGGCUAGUCUCCCCUCCCCCAUCCUCACACACCUCCUUACUGAUCUGUUCCUAACAUUUAUACAAUUUCCUGAGGUUUCAAGGGGCUAAUCUGGUACAGUCUGUAGUGUGAUCCAGUAAACAAUAGCUGAUUUCCUGGGUUAUAAUCUCCCAAACUAAAACCUGAAGAGGAGGUGGGGACCACCCAACAGAAACAUGGUAGCCUCUUCAGGUGAUUAACGGUUCUAUGACAUACACCUGUCAUCAUUCAUGGGACCUGCAUGCCCAUAAAUGAAUGGCAAUGGCUCUGAUCCAGCAAGGGAUGGAAGCAUAUAUCUAAUGUCAAACAUGUGAGUAGUUCCAUUGAUGUCAGUGGGAUUACUCAUGUGUUUUAAGUGCCUCCCUGAAUUAGGGCUUUCACUAGAAUAUCUGGGAUUUUUUUUUCCAAAUUUCUGAGCACCACAAAAAAGGUUGCAAGGACUGGAUAGUUUGCACCUAAGAAUUCAUCUGACUGUAGGCUGAUUGUAAGAUCAAAAUCAAGGGCACAGUAUUCAGGUUGCAAAUUAAGUUAUUUUCCAGCUUUAAACUCUUGUAUAUCUUCACAUAAAUGCCUUCUUGCUCCAAAGAGAACCCACAUUAUCCUCUUAAAACAACUGAUCUUGUUAUACAUUCUUCCUUCUGAGGCAAAUUUCACAAGAAGCAAUAGCAACUCUGGAGAGCAGAGGGGGUGAAGGAGACAGGACCAGUUUUCUGAAUAACAGACCCCUCAGAAUAUUUUCAGGAAUAUGUGACCAAUUGAGGAAGAGCUGAAAGAGGAAAUGUCAGUAGGAGUUUGGCCAUUGGAGGCAGAAGGCAGGCAUAACUAGACUGCAUGGUUUGCCUGAUGACAUUUCUAAAUCUGUACUUUAAGUGGUGUAACUCAGGGUGCAUCUACACUGCACCGUUAUUUCGAGAUAACUAGCGUUAUUUCAAAAUAACAAUGCAAGCAUCUACACAGCCAUUCUGUUAUUUCAAAAUAAUUUUAAAAUAACUGACAGCUUAUUCCAAAAUCUGUAAACCUCAUUCUAUGAGGAAUAACGCCUCUUCCAAAAUAGCUAUUUCAAAAUAAGGAUGCUCCACUGCUGCUAUUUUGAAAUAGCCCCACUGCAGGGCCAUUCUAAGUUAUUCCUCCCCAGUGCCUCCUGGGGCUCAAAAUCGAGAUAGCAUGUCCACAUUAGGGAACUAAUUUUGAAGCUUCCCUGCAGUGUAGACGUGCUAUUUCGAAAUAAGCUAUUUUGGAAUAACUACUCUGGACUAGCUUAUUUUGAAAUAGCCGUGCAGUGUAGAUGUACCCUAAGUUACGUUCAUCAGAGGAGCUCCUCAUUUUCGUACACAUACAGCAAGGUCAGGAGUGGAUCAUGGGACUAUUUGAAUAUGUAAAAUAAAAUGGACAUGAAUAAAGAUUCUGUGCAAAAGAAAUAUCAUUUUCCCUUACCCAGCAGAGCAGUAUGUGUAGAUGCAUUUUCCUCCAUCUGCACCAUCAUCUCUCAUGUUUAUUUUGAUCUAUUACCCACAGGAUCAGGGAAACUUAUUAUAGGAAAAACUGUGACAGUCCUUGCAGCAUUUCCUAUAAAAUUGCCAUGAGCACUACCCACAGCUCUGCUGCAGAGCUGCACACUGAUCCAGCAUCGUGCCUACCUCCAAGUUGGAAAGUGCUUUAAUUAUAUUCUGUUCUUCCUGUGUCUUGGCCGUGUAGUUAGAGCCAGAGCAAUUGUCUUCCUAGCACCCCAUAUCUAAUUUAUAACAUCUAAACCCAAAUGUGAGUCUCCCUGUGCUACUUAAAUUCCACAGGGGAGCUUCUCUCAGGGAAAUGAAAUACAACACUCCUAAUAUGUAAAAGUGUUUUAAAUCUUUGUGCCAAGCUGUAUGGGAAACCUCAUUAGAGUGAGAUGAUUUCUGUUUAUAGCAAAAGCACUGAAUGAAACAGAGUCAUCUCAGACAGCCACAUCUCAUUCUGAUGCAAAUACAGCAGCCUUGUUACUACUAAGCAGCUUCUCUGGGUCUAGAUUAGCCACUCUAGUGUUCCCUGGACAAAAAGACUUUAAAGUGUGAUUUGUUGUGAGUGACUGUCGAAAUCCUACAGAAAGAAUCGGUAUUUUGUAUGCUUUGAAGGCCAAUUCUGCCACACUAUCUCACUGACUGGUAAUAGCCUCUACCAGCAAUUCCACCGCAAUACCCAGGGAUUGGGAUCCUACUCAACGUAAGGAUGCCAGAAUGUGCUCCUGACAUGGGAAAGCACACAGCACCCCAAAGCACCUCAAAGUUGCCCCAGGGCCCAGCAAUUUAAAAAGGCCUGGGGCUCCCAGCCGCUGUUAUUCCAGCUGCGGCAGUGACUGGAGCCCUGAGCCCUUUAAAUCGCUGCCAGAGCACUGCACAGUGCACUCCAGGUGGCUUUCAGGACUGGCUGGCAGCAGUGUGGGGAGGAGCCAGUGCGGCAUGCUUCAGGCAGUACUGAGGGCUGGUUGCCCCCAGCUCUGCCCUUAGGCCUGAGUCCCUACCCCUUCUGGGGGCAUGACGCCAGGCCCCCCCACACUUUGUCCAGGGGCCUGGCAAGUCUGUUAGCAUCCCUGCAGCUGUUGGCUGGACACCCAGCUCUGAAGGUGGUGCUGCCACCAGCAGCAGCAGCAAAGUAAGGAUGGCAUGGCAUGGUGUUGCCACCCGGACGUCUGCGCUGUGGCUGGCGGCAGUGCUGCUGUUAGAACUCUGUGCACAGUGAGGGUUUUCCCCUGAAGCUUGACAUCCCCUCCCCCCCUUUGAAUAUGUUCUGUACCCCCAGGGGGUCUGCAUCCUUCAGUUGAGACCCUCCACACCUAUGGCCUCUUGAGCUCCCUUUCCGCCUUCCAUUCCUAUAAUUCUUUUAUUAUUUAUUUUACUUGACAUAAAUAAAGUUCUCUUUUGGAUCACUCCAUCUAUUGGGAUAGAGUCAAAUCUCCCUGCAAAACUAAAAUAAAAGCCUGCCAUUAAAGUAUUCACACCAUAAUGUUUAGACCCUAUUCCUGCAAGGAUUUACACAUUUACUUAACUUCACGCAUAUGGAAGUAAUCCCGCCUGUGUAUAUUUAAGUAGCAGUUAAGAGCCCACUGGAUCAAAGUUAUUUUCUAGAUUAUGGGGGGGGGGGAGGUUACUACAUUGAACAAUUGUUCCUGUGUGUCUGCUAAGGAUUUAAUAUAGCUCAGCCAUAUUUUUAGCAUCCUCCAACCUACUCAAAGUUAACUGACUAUGCACAGACAGAGCUGUGUAGAGAGGGAAGAAAUCUGCUGUUCCUCCAUGCCUGAAACCAUAGCCUCACGUUACAGUAGCAUUGUGGAACGGGGGUGGGGAGGGCGUUGUCCAGCACAUCUGUUAAAUCACUGAUUUACUGGCUGCACAAUACCUCCCACCCACCCAAAACAAACCAGCCCUCUGCAUUGUCCUGGUCCAAACCUUUGCAGUGUAUGGAGACUGUCUCGGAUUGCCAGCCUUUAGCCUCUGCGAAACAACACUUCUUUUGCUUUCAGAGUCGUGCGGGGGCACGGCAGGGAAGUGCGACAGGUCCUCUCCUCCCCUCCCCCCAAAGUGCAUGCAGUCCAAUUUAAAUGAUUGCUGACAUUCUACUGAACUUUUUUCCCCUCUGGUUUCUGUCAUGAAUGGGCCGUUUGAUUUAGAUCAAAACAGAGCUGCCUCUAGUCACCACAAUCAUGAUGUCAAACCUCAUCUGAUUCAAAGAGAAGAGGUGGGCAAUAUUCUGAUCUUUAGUCCUUGCCAAUAAAGCAAGCAGGCUGACUGCCUGUAAAUACUUAAACCAGGCUGAGUGGGCCAUCUGUAUCCAAAGGGAAAGGGAAACAAAAUGACACAUCACACAAUAGGUUUGUACAACUCCAUUUGCACUGUUUAAAGCAUGACUUGUCUGCUUUAUUGGCUGCUGUAUUAAAGUGUUAAAUCACUUAGGAACAUGCUGGGUACUUCAGCUUUAGUUGGGCUUCUCCAAGCCCCAUAGGAAAGUUGGCUCCUCAAUUCCCACUGCUUUCAAUGGGACUUAGCAACUUUGACUAUUUCAGCGUUUGUGUCCUGUUUGUAGUACUGUAUGUAACUAUCACUUGUGGCUUUGUUUUGGAACAUUGUAUACAGUAAUAAUAGCAAAAUAAUCAUAAAAAUAUAUUAAUAUACAAUCUUUCAAUCUGAGCUUUUUUUAUUAGAGAAUUAUAUAUACACCCAUUAGUCCAGGAAAUUCUCUGAAUUCUUGAAAAGUCUGGCCAGUGUUAAUGUUACCCUAAGAAAUGCAAGCUAGCUAGCUAGCAUACUGUAUGGGUUCAGUAUUUUAUAGUCAAAUAGCCUUGUUCAUGUCUUCUGGUGAGAAAAUUUAAAAUGUAAUAGUCGUGUGAGCUAAAGGAAAGUUAUGAAGUAAAAAUGUUAAACAAAGCUGUAAAUUCAACUUACAUUUUAAUAAAGAAUAUGGGCUGGGGAGAAUAUA